Messenger RNA from Periconia digitata, 480 nucleotides. The record is from the annotation of a GenBank genome assembly. Lineage: Eukaryota; Fungi; Ascomycota; Dothideomycetes; Pleosporales; Periconiaceae.
GUGCUCUGAUCUUCCGAAAAGGCUCGGUGGGUUUCUGAUUAGGGAAUAUGGCGGAUCACUCCUUUGGGCGUUUGUAGAGGAACCUGCGAAUACGCUUACCGUGUAUACCGUGUGGGUGUACCCCAAAAGCUCAGACAACGACAGCGCAAGCACAACGUCGUCAUGAUGCUGUGAGACACGAUAAAAGAAAUCAAAAUUCAUCGUCCAUGUUGAUACAAACUAAUGUUAGCUUCUCAACGUCAAUUGAAUAUUCAUCGAUAUCACUAUCGAGCAAUUAUCAAUCUUUCAAGAACCAUGGCAGUCAAAAACAGUGCUGUGUUCAGCCCAGAGAUCCCUGCACCCCUCACUAGACAAGACUACAUGGUCACGCUGUUUCAUGGUCUUCUCUGCACAGCUGUAGUUCAAUACAUACAAACUUGGUUGCCGGGAAAGGUGCAGCCAGGAUACAGCUUCGACGCGGCUCCGCGUACUACCUUUUGA